AUGGGCCAGAAACGUAAGAAUCGCAAUGAAAAAGAUGAUUUUGAAUACGAUCCACAUCCUAAACACUUGCAAGUAGCACACAUAAAAAGUCAGGAGAAACGUUUAAUUGUUAUUUUGGACAAGGCUCAGUUAGAAUCUGUAAAGGUUGGAAAUAGUUUUGAAUUAUUAAAUUGUGAUGAUCACACAAACAUCUUGAAAAAGCAUAAUCGUGAUCCUGGAUCCUGCAGACCAGAUAUAACUCAUCAAUGUUUAUUAAUGUUAAUGGAUAGUCCAUUAAACAGAGCAGGAUUGUUACAAGUUUAUAUUGCUACGGAAAAGAAUGUAUUAAUAGAAGUAAAUCCACAAACCAGAAUACCAAGAACAUUUAAACGUUUUGCUGGUCUCAUGGUACAGUUAUUACAUAAAUUUAGUGUUCGUGCAUCUGAUGGGCCAAUGAAACUCUUGAAAGUAAUUAAAAAUCCAGUGACAAAUCAUUUACCAGUUGGAUGUCACAAAAUAGCAAUGUCAUUUAGUGCAAAUACUGUAAAAAACCCAAGAGAAUUAGUUCCUUCUGAUGAACCAAUUGCUAUUGUGGUAGGUGCAAUGGCACAUGGGCAAGUGAAACCAGAAUACGUUGAAGAUACUAUAUCAAUUAGCAAUUAUCCACUAUCUGGAGCUUUAACAUGCAGUAAAUUAUGUACUGCAUUUGAAGAAGUUUGGGGAAUAGUUUAGAUACAAAAUUAAUUGUAUGCAUUACAUGUGUGCAACUUAAAUCAUAUGGUUUAUAUUUGUUUUUACGUACGAUAAAAAGUUAUUUUGUAAAAUGUAUAACAAAAUAAUAAAGCAUUAGAAAGUAGAUACUUUCAGAAUUCAAUACAAA
This is a messenger RNA of Megalopta genalis, 859 nucleotides long. Its product is annotated as ribosomal RNA small subunit methyltransferase NEP1. The record is from RefSeq and is a predicted model, not a curated record. Gene Ontology annotation, cellular component: small-subunit processome; nucleus. Lineage: Eukaryota; Metazoa; Arthropoda; Insecta; Hymenoptera; Halictidae. Gene Ontology annotation, biological process: rRNA base methylation. Gene Ontology annotation, molecular function: rRNA binding; rRNA (pseudouridine) methyltransferase activity.